Molecule: messenger RNA, 7258 nt
Organism: Patiria miniata (bat star)
Lineage: Eukaryota; Metazoa; Echinodermata; Asteroidea; Valvatida; Asterinidae
Exons: 22
Coding region: 144-5405 (1753 amino acids)
Biological process (GO): meiotic sister chromatid cohesion, centromeric; protein phosphorylation; mitotic spindle assembly checkpoint signaling
Molecular function (GO): protein kinase activity; ATP binding
Source: RefSeq, a predicted model, not a curated record
GUUGAUUAUUAAUAUUUUUAAAAUUUUACCGCGGAGCCGUGUUCGAAGAGGCCGACGUCGUCGACGAUUUAUUUUCACUCAAAAUAUGGUUCUGUAAUCAUUUAGUUUUAAUCUAACGUAAAGACUCUAAACUCAAAACAACAAUGAAUCCUUCCGAUGAGUGGGAACUUAGUAAGGAGAACGUUCAGCCGCUGAAACACGGGCGGAAAGUGACCAGUUUGACGACCGCUUUGCAGCCGCACAACGUUGAUCAACAUCAGCAACUGAUCCUGCAACGACAAGCCAAGGAAGCUGCCUUACGCAGCUACACAGGAGAGGAUCCCUUAGAACCCUGGGAUGAUUACAUCAAGUGGACGGAGCAGGCCUACCCCAACGGAGGCAAGGACAGUAACUUCCAAGUCCUCCUGGAGAAGUGCCUGAGCAAGUUCAAGGAUGAGGCGCGCUACAAGAACGACAUCCGCUAUGUCAGCUGCUGGAUUAAACUGGCCAACCACUUCUUCAACAACCCCCUGGAGAUAUUCCAGUUCAUGCGGGACCAGUCCAUCGGCACGGAGCUGAGCAUCUUCUACGAGGCGUGGUCCUCGGAGCUUGAGCAACAUGGGAACACCAAGAAAGCCGACGCUGUGUACAGGGAGGGGCUUGCCUGCCACGCCCAGCCCAGGGAUAGGCUGGAAGCGGCACACAGAGAGUUCCAGUCGCGUGUUGCCAGGGCAACAAUGAGCAAGAUCCAGGAGGGAGUAGAGGCCGCAGGGAUCCAAGACGAGCAACGGGAGCAACUGGGUGAGCUGAAGGCCAAAGGUCGCCACCAGAAGGUCAGCAGUCAGAGAGUGGGGUCAGCAAAGCAAGUAAACAAAGGGGGACUCGGCAUUGCACCGGCGACACAGCAAAUUGGCCGGUCCUUCGCAGUGUUCUGCGACGAUGAGUCAUCGCAGUCUGGUGCCGGCAUCGGUCAGCCGUCGCUACCGGCCCCGACCGGAGAAUGGGAACACAUACCGGUCCACAGAGAAACACAGAAGGAGAAUGUGCGAGAGGCAGGCCCCUGGGCUGGCCAGAAGGUUCGUCAGCAAAGGAGCGGUGGGAUUGGGGUCAGCCAGCUAGCCACCUUUGCCCAGCCGUCAUUCAAAGUUCACGUGGAUGAGACGGCUCCAGAGAUCACGACACCUCGGAGGAUGCCAGAGACGGGCAGUCAGAUACUUAGCGCUCGCAAGCCAGAGAAACCCUCCAACCUGCUGCAGAAUAUAGCCCAGCAACCAGUGGGUGAUGAUAAGACCAAAGCCAUGUACUGCAAGCAUCUGAUCUACAACGGAGCCACUGAGAUGUCAUUUGAGGAGCUGAGAGCGAUCAAGUACAACGCCAGACGCGAAGCAAGGAAACUGGAAGAGGAGAGAGCAGCCCUUGAGAGGCAGCGUGCUGAGUACCAAGCCAUGGUCAGACAGCAGCAAGAAGCCAUGGAGCAACAGAUACAGCAACAACGGCUAAUGCACCAACAGCAGUUGGAAGAGCAGAGACGGGUCCAGCAGCAAAUGCAGCAGCAGAUGCAGCAGCAGUUACAACAGCAGAUGGAGCAGCAGUUACAGCAGCAGAUGGAGCAGCAGUUACAGCAGCAGAUGGAGCAGCAGUUACAACAGCAGAUGGAGCAGCAGUUACAACAGCAAAUGCAGCAAAUGCAGCUGCAACAGAAGCAGCAACAGCUGCACCAACAGGCUGCGAUACAGCCUCAGCAGAUUCCAAGCCGACAGCAACAAACGCGCCCUUUGCAGCAGGCAGUGCCAUUGUCCCAUGAAACUGGCCCAACGGUCCCUCACACCAAGAAACCUGAUGGUGAACUGAGGGAUCCUACAGUCACAAGGCAGCUAAUGUAUGAAGAGACUGGCAAUCAAGCCCAUUGGAUGAAUGCAAGCAACAGCUCAGCACCUCGCCAGCCGACCCCUUCAUCCAAUCACAGCAACGUCAGUAACCUCAGCACCAGCCAGAUAACCCCGGGAUCCACCACCACCGCCGCCGCAACGAGCUUCUCUGCCCCCAACGUCUCCCAAUCACGCACCCCCGUGGAGCUCCACGGUGCCCCCACGCCGGGCUCCUCCCACUCCCGCAACGCCUCCGGCUUGAAUCUGAGCCGGCUGAUGACCCCUAGCCACACCCCGGGGUGCCUGACGCGCCCCUCCCCCACCGUGCACACCAAGGAGGCCAUCAGUGUGGUCAUGGACAUGCUGAAUAAGCCCCUAGGGGAUGAUGAUGACUUCAUGUGGGGGGCCAGACACCAGUUAGCCUCCGCCCCGAGUGACAAUGAUUUUGAAGCCAAUUUCGCUAACACUGAUUCCCACAAGUCUCAGCCACAGUCUUUCCCAGACUUCAGUAGCACCUCAAACAGCGGUGUAUUUACCGCCGCGAGCAAGGCAACCCCUUCCGGUCCAGCAUUCACCAUUUUUAAUGAGUCCGAGCCGCCUAGUGCUGUGGGUCGUCAGGCCAGUCAGGAUGAUUACGACCACCUUGACAAUCAGGAAAACAUGCCGCCCAAGGAUUUUGUCAAGCCGAGACCUGACGACCGACAGAAGCUUGGAAUCCUGCAGCCCGCCCAAGGAAUCCCCUUCAUGUCCUUGGAGGAUCAAGAGAGAGCAGCUAGAGGAGAGGAUGAGCAGGGAUUGCCUGAAGAGAUGGAUGUCAUGGAUGGUGUGCAACCCCUGCCCAUCGACGGAAGCAACCACCCCAAUCCGUCCGACUUGACGGCGCAACAUGCCAUCAACGAGACCAUCCUGAACCACCAAAACGCCCACUCCGCCUUCAAGGCCGCCUCCCGCAUGGCCUCUACCCCCUUCACCUCCUCGGGCGUCCUGUCCUUCCCACCGCUCAGCUCCAUCAAGCCCUCCCUGUUGGGGGCACCGGACAUCGAAGACGCCACCCUCCUCCAGGACUCUUCGGCGAAGGUUGACGUUGGCAGACCGGCCCCGUUAGCCAGUCGCAUCAUAAUGGCCAACACCAUGGAGAGCUUUGACGCUACCGAGUGCACAAUGAAUGCCGACAGUCAACAGAAAUUAAGCCCCAUCAUGGAACGCAGCAAUGAAGACGCUCGCUCCUCAGCCUCCAGCAGCACCAACUCAACGGGCUCCUCUCAUCACUGCUCCACAACCCAUGCUAGUGCGUCCUCUGUGCACCAUACUGCCCUCUCCACUGUCCAGGCUGGGCUGUCUGCCAGUUUUGACCCCCCGUCUACCACUUCUGAGGCUCGCUCCACCUCUCAAUUUGGCUUCCCUUCAACUUCACGUGGCAUCCUCACAGAUGCUAGUGGCUACUCUACAACCCAUGCUGGUGCAUCCUCUGUGCACCCUAGUGCCCUCUCCACCACCCAGGCUGGGCUUUCUGCCGGUUUUGACCCUCCAUCCACCACUUGUGAGGCUCGCUCUACCUCUCAAUUUGGCUGUCCCUCAACUUCGCGUGGCAUCCUCACAGAUGAAAGUGGCUGCUCUGCAACCCAUGCUGGCACGUCCUCUGUGCACCGUACUACCCACUCCACCAUUAACGGUGGGCUCUUUGGCAGUUUUGACCCUCCAUCCGCUACUUGCGAGGCGCACUCUACCUCUCAGUUUGACUUCCCUUCAACUUCGCGUGGCAUCCUCACAGAUGCCAGUGGCUGCUCUACAACCCAUGCUGGUGCAUCCUCUGUGCACCCUAGUGCCCUUUCCACCAUCCAGGCUGGGCUCUUUGCCAGUUUUGACCCUCCGUCCACCACUUAUGAGGCUCGCUCUACCUCUCAAUUUGGCUUUCCCUCAACUUCGCGCUCUGCAACCCAUGCUGGCACGUCCUCUGUGCACCAUACUACCCACUCCACCAUCCAGGCAGGGCUGUCUACCAGUUUUGGCCUUCCAUCUACCACCUACAAGGCUCACUCUACCUCUCAGUUUGGCUUCCCUUCAACUUCGAUGGUCAUCAUCCCUGACGCCAAUGGUAGCCUGUCGACCAAACAUCAAGCCACUCCAAACGAUGGCCUUGAUACCUCAUCUACAUCCAAACACAUUUCAGGGGCUGCAUUGCAGAAGGACAACUCCACUAGCCUUUCCACUGUCGGUCCCACAUCCUUCAAUACGAGCAAUAUCCUACUCUCUACCUCUCAAAGUGGUUUACCUGCUACUACCACCAGCUUCCGCUCAGCCCCACCCAUGACCCCCUCUCUGAGUAGUCCACCAUCAACCAGCCUGAACAACUUGGACAUGAGCCACGUCAGUGUGCGUCGGGGCAACGGAAAUCACCACACCAGGAUGGAUUGCACAGAGGUGCCCAGUGAGCAGAGUCCAGACACCGGAGCCCUCAGUGUCGCCGGUGACUUCAUUGAUCCCUUCGCUGAUGAAGUGAAGGCAGAGAUGUUGGACAGCCUUCCAAGACAUCUGAGUGAAUACGAUGGCUAUGCUGAGUGUGAUUACCCCAUGCCAGAACUGGUGCUGAGUGAGGCAGUUGGAUUAGGUGAUGAGUGGUACACCAUUGAUAAAGUCACCGGAGAGGGAGCGUUUGCCAAAAUCUAUCAGGCGUCAGUCCUGACCCUUCACACUGCCGACUUCAGCAAUCCCCUCAGUGGGGAGAACGAUAAGCUGGUUCUCAAGGUACAGAAGCCGGCCUGCCCCUGGGAGUUCUACAUCAGUCGCACGCUGCACGAGAGACUGGACUCCAUCAGGAACCCGGUAGAUGUGAGGGCAUCAGUCAUGUAUGCCAACAACAUGCAUGUCUUCCCCGACGGCAGCUGUCUGGUCACCAAGCACCACCGCAACCUGACCCUCCUGCAUGCCGUCAACGAGUACAACAAAUCCAAGAUGGUCAUGCCCGAGGAGCUGGUGCUGCUCUUGACCAUUGAGAUCCUGCACGUGGUGGAGCAGGUCCACGCCUGCGGGAUCAUCCAUGCGGACAUCAAGCCUGAUAACUUCCUGCUCAUUCUGGAUGAUGAUGGUGAUGAUGAUGACACUGACGACAACCCAAGCGGCCCGGUCAUGACCAACACCAAGCACGUGAAACUUGUCGAUUUUGGCCGCAGCAUCGAUAUGCGAUUGUUCCCGCAGGGCACCACCUUCAUGGCUACAUGCGACACGGACGGCUUCAUGUGCCCUGAGAUGCAGACGGGCAAACCGUGGACAUAUCAGACUGACUUAUUCGGCGUGGCAGCGACGGUGCACUGCCUGAUGUUUGGAUCUUACAUGAAUAUAUACGAGGAGAAGGGACGCUGGAAACAUACUUCCAAUGUCAAGAGAUGCUACAAGGCUAAAUGGAAGCAGUUCUUUGACACCCUGCUGAACAUCCCCAGCUGCGACACACUGCCGUCUCUUGUCGAACUGAGACGGGAUCUGGAGGAGAGUCUGGCACAGACCAGUGCCAAUCUAGACGCCAAGAUCAACAAGCUUGCUUCCAUGCUCUUCACAAAAUAGGAAUUCCCCACACCUCACCCUCCACCCCCACCCCUCCACCCCUACCCCACCCCUCCACCUCCCCUCCACCUCUCCCCCUCUGUAGAUUGCAAAUGUUGAUCAACACUGAAACUCCUUAGUCUGAGGUCAUUAGAAAUCAGUAAUCAGAAUGACAUACAUGUACAUAUGUUACUUGAAACGUUUUAAAGGCUCAGGAUUAGAUCGUGGGUUCAGAGAAACUUGCACUAAACCAAUAUAUUGGUUUAGUGCAAGCUUCUCUGAACAAACGAUCCUCCAAUGGGCAGUGGUGGCGACUUGCAUCUCUUCCUCAAAAAUAUUGUGAAGAAAACACCAAGAAGUGUUGUUAGCCAAUGGCCAUGCACUUUCAUGUACUUUGUGUGGGUUUUGUAUAUGUGCAAGUGGAAAUGUCGACCCCAGUAUAUCGUUUAAGCUGCCUUUCCAUAUGCGUGAUUUCCAUCUGUUUAGUUUCAGUUGCACAUUGGAAACUGGUAAGCCUAACUAUGCAACAAACUGAAAAACCGAAAAUGUGGCUUAAACAAAUUUUACCAUUUAUUAGAAGCUAAAAUUAUUUAGAAGUUGCUGGACUCUCUCAUUAGGUUGACUUGAAGUUGCUGGUCAGAUUUGUAACUUUGUAAGAGAUUAAGGCUGAAUGUACGUUUUCAUUGCAUAUUUUGGAGGAUUUAGGACUGUUAGGGUUAAGGAUCGCAGUAGAUUUUUGUUAACAUCUUGUUGACGCAGUGUAGGCAUCCAUUAUAACUUUGCCAAGUAAAAAUCAUACAAAGUUGUUUACAUGUACUCGUUUUUAUUUAUACUCACACGUUAACAUUUAGUUUUGUCAAUAAAUUGUUUCCAAGACAUACAGUAUAGUUGGUUUUGAAUGUAGAUUUCACAUUGUAGAAAUUAAAUUUACCUUGUGGGAGCUUUUAAUUGUGCAUUGACUAAUUAAUAUGAACAAAUGAUGUAGUGAAUUUCAUGACAGUGAUAUUACAAUUGGAACUGUAGAUAGAGAACAUGGAAUGGACUAUUAACUGUAUCGGGUACCCGAGUGUCCUUUUGAUGCAUACAACUUCAGAGAAUGAUUGUAAACUAUUGAAAAUAGCAAACUACGACCAAUCGUAGAUGUACAGGGUGUAUAAAAAGAUAAUGGAUUAGUAUGUUAAAAUUAUGAUCACUGUCGGAGUGCGGUUGCAUCUAACAUGAAGGUUUAUCAGCUGUUUUUCCCAUCGCGGUACCUUACUUAUCCAUUCAGUCAUGAAUGACCAAGUGCCAUCAUUCCGAUACAAACUGAAAACCUUUGCCAAUUCGAUCUUAAUAGUGAUGGAAUGAGCUGUCCAAAAAUACGCAUCCCUGUAGGCCUCCCCUUCCAACAGGGGUACCAGUUUUCAGUGCUAUUGCAUAAAUUCAGGUGUAUUUUUUCAUGUUUGGGAGAAACAAACUCAGGUAAUUCAUCCCUUCACAGGCCGGAAAAAUAAAUCAUCACGAGUGAUGCGCGCGCAGAGCAAAAAGAAAAAGAUGUGCAUGCAGUGCUCCGUGGCAAUCACCAUGCUACAUGUGUGUAGCUCGAUGCGCCAAUGCCUGACUUUUAAGUUCAAUAUAGACAUACAUGUACAUUGUAGAUUCACUUGUGUAGUAUUGCGAUCGUUUUGGGCAUGGGUGCCCACAUUUUUCAGGCCUUGGGGCAAAAACCUAAUGGCAUCCCUGUUAAACAAAAUCCAGUUAGCACUACAGUUCUUAAGUUUAACAAACUUUAAUUUGCCAUCAUCUUCAACUUACCUUUUUGAUACACCAUUUACUUUAAACUGAUUGGAAAACUUUGGUAUGCUUGCAUUAAAUUAUCUCAUGAAUGACCACCA